Molecule: messenger RNA, 1154 nt
Organism: Zea mays
Lineage: Eukaryota; Viridiplantae; Streptophyta; Magnoliopsida; Poales; Poaceae
Product: glucan endo-1,3-beta-glucosidase 4
Exons: 4
Coding region: 217-807 (196 amino acids)
Source: RefSeq, marked provisional
ACUCUCCUUCGUAGUUGAAAUUGAACUCGCUGGCCGCCUGUGUAUAGUCCAGUACUUCCAGCUAGAAUCUGAAAGAAACUCGUCACCAGCUCGAUCUCGUCCUUCCUCCCUUCGCUCGACUCCUCUGCUUCUCCCCCAUCCGGUACGUGCGGUGCGGGGAGGCUAGCCGGGCGGCCGGAGCUCCAACCGCAAUCGGUCUCUUGCUCUGCUGCUGCGAUGGAGGCGUCGUCGUUGGCGCUCGUGGCCGCCGUGCUCCUCCUGUCCUCCACGCUUGCCGCGUCAGAUUUCUGCGUGUGCAGUUCGGACCAGCCGACGGCGGUGCUGCAGAAGGCGAUCGACUUCGCGUGCGGUCCGCAGGGGGGCGCCGACUGCACGGCCAUCCUGCAGGGCGGCGGGUGCUACAGCCCCAACACCGUCGCCGCGCACUGCUCCUGGGCCGCCAACAGCUACUACCAGAACAACAAGGCCAGGGGCGCCACCUGCGAUUUCGGCGGCGCCGCCGCCGUCUCCACCACAGACCCCAGUUUCUCCGGGUGCACUUUCGCUUCCAGUGCCACCAGCGCUGGCGCUGGGACCGGGACGGCGGGUACCACCACCGGCACCACGACCGCGGGCGGUGCGACGACGGGCACCCUGAGCCCUGGCGUGGGCAUCGGCGGCCUCAACGGCACGGGGAUGGGCGGCAGCACCGGCCUGGGACCGGCGGACAACACCCUGGACGCCGCCGCGCCCGGCCUGCUCCCCGGCGCCGCAUCCCUCGCCGCCGCCGCCGCCGCCCUCUCCUUGCUCGCCCUGCUGCAGCAUUGAUUACGUGGGCUAGCUGCUUGCUCUGUGGUCCGUGAAAAAGAAAGGGGGCACGGGGGAUUGUACUGGAGAAUGUGAAUUGGUUCGGUUGGUUGGAGGACGGAUCCGAUUUCACUUCACCCAUCUUUGUUAGUAGUGGCAGGCGGUGGUUGGGGGCGGUGUAUUCUUUCUUUCUUUUCCUUAUGCCUUUUUGAUGUAUGGUUUAUUUAGCGGUAGGAUGCCAGUCUCUUUCCUACAAGGACCAUUGUCUCUCCUCUCUCUCUCUUUCUUUUUAAAUUUUGUUUAUUUAUAAAAGUUGUACUUGCUAUCCUCUUUUCUUAACCUCUCUGUUUUUAUUAGACCAGUUUCAA